Messenger RNA from Neohortaea acidophila, 576 nucleotides. Its product is annotated as inorganic phosphate transporter Pho88. Gene Ontology annotation, biological process: protein targeting to ER. Gene Ontology annotation, cellular component: mitochondrion; endoplasmic reticulum. The transcript has 3 exons. The record is from RefSeq and is a predicted model, not a curated record. Bases 1 to 576 code for a protein of 191 amino acids. Lineage: Eukaryota; Fungi; Ascomycota; Dothideomycetes; Mycosphaerellales; Teratosphaeriaceae.
AUGAAUCCGCAAAUAACCAACCUCAUCAUCAUCCUGGUGAUGAUGCAGGCCAGCAAGAAGAUCCCCUUUGAGGAUCCGAACGUGCUUUGGGGCGUCCGCGCGCUCUACCUCCUCUCCAACUUGGCCAUCGUCGCCAUCUACUUCUACGUGGGCAUGCAGAUUGACAAGAAGAAAGACCGCACCGUCCUCAAAUACGUCGAACCCGCUGCCAUGGGCAGCACGGAAGAGCCAAAGGCCGUCACCACCACCGUCCACGCCUACGACAAGCAACAACUGAAGAGUCUGUACAAGAGCCAGCUGAUGGGCAUUGGCAUGAUGGCCGUCAUGCACCUCUACUUCAAGUACACCAACCCUCUGCUCGUCCAGAGCAUCAUCCCGCUCAAGGGUGCCUUUGAGGGCAAUCUGGUCAAGGUGCAUUUACUCGGGCAGGCGGCCACUGGGGACCUCAAGCGCCCAUGGAAGGCCAACGCCGGCUUCAUGGGAGCCAUGCAGCAGGGAGGCGGCGAGAUCAAGACGGAUAAGAAGAGCAUCGAGGCUGCCGAGCGUGCCGGUCGUGGAGGAGCCAAGGAGGAGUAG